UACCAACCUGCGCGAACAGACUCUCGCAACCACGCGGUUUCACUCGGUUCCUCACUACUCUUGCUAUUCCGGCCAAUGAAGCUUGUCGCCGAGGCUUAGAACACUUUUUUGCUGUAAAUAAUUCCCCGUUUUACAUUAAAAUAAUCGAUCCCGUGUGCCGAAAAGCUUUCAAACAUUAAAAUGACUGAAGAGGUUAACCCGAAAGCUUAUCCCCUGGCGGAUCAAGCGCUCACGUCGAAGAUUAUGACGCUGAUCCAGCAGGCGGUCAACUACAAGCAGCUGCGCCGCGGCGCUAACGAAGCGACCAAGACGCUGAACCGUGGUCUGUCCGAGUUUAUCGUGAUGGCGGCCGAUGCGGAACCGAUCGAAAUCAUCCUGCAUCUUCCGCUGCUGUGCGAGGACAAGAACGUGCCGUACGUGUUCGUACGGUCCAAGCAGGCGUUGGGUCGCGCGUGCGGCGUUUCGCGCCCGAUCGUCGCCUGCUCCGUCACGAUCGACGAAGGCUCGCAGCUGAAAUCUCAGAUUGUAUCAAUCCAGCAAGAGAUCGAACGACUGCUCGUUUAAGAGGUGCCCCUCCGAUUGGGACAAAGUACAAAUAAGUGUAUUAUGAUGCAUUUUUUGCCAAAAACAAAAACGGGAUGCACAGUGUAAAGAGAACGACGACCUAAACUGGAACGGUUUUACGGAUAAGAGUCCGUAAGGCACAAACA
This is a messenger RNA of Anopheles stephensi (Asian malaria mosquito), 710 nucleotides long. It is a transcript of the gene hoip, whose product is annotated as NHP2-like protein 1 homolog. NCBI's taxonomy places the organism in Eukaryota, Metazoa, Arthropoda, Insecta, Diptera, Culicidae. The coding region runs from base 181 to 564 and encodes 127 amino acids. Gene Ontology annotation, cellular component: box C/D methylation guide snoRNP complex; nucleolus; U4/U6 x U5 tri-snRNP complex. Gene Ontology annotation, molecular function: RNA binding. The transcript has 2 exons. The record is from RefSeq and is a predicted model, not a curated record. Gene Ontology annotation, biological process: ribosome biogenesis; mRNA splicing, via spliceosome; maturation of SSU-rRNA.